Molecule: messenger RNA, 5229 nt
Organism: Limulus polyphemus (Atlantic horseshoe crab)
Lineage: Eukaryota; Metazoa; Arthropoda; Merostomata; Xiphosura; Limulidae
Product: zinc finger protein 423-like
Exons: 8
Coding region: 328-4698 (1456 amino acids)
Biological process (GO): regulation of transcription by RNA polymerase II
Cellular component (GO): nucleus
Molecular function (GO): RNA polymerase II transcription regulatory region sequence-specific DNA binding; DNA-binding transcription factor activity, RNA polymerase II-specific
Source: RefSeq, a predicted model, not a curated record
UGCCGAGUCCCGCUGGGACUUUGUCUUCGUGACGUAGCGUAGGCCUCGAACCGGAGCCCCGUUUAUAUCGAAUACCACCCUGCGCCGCCCCUCACUCACUCAUCACGCCAGACUUCGUACGCCCUUGCUUUCUUGUUGACUCCAGUUCCGGCGGUUUUGGGUGAGCAUUUUACAGGAGAAAGUGGCUGUUAGAAAACGUAUGUACCAAUUUACAGGAUUAGUGUUCUGCGUUGUGGAGAGACAAAUCUGAGCGAACACUUUCCACCGUCUCGUUCAUCGAGCUCUCGCCGCCAGGUAUCGGAACUUUGAUCGCCAUAACAAACUGCCAUGUCUCGGCGAAAACAAGCUAAACCACGAGCGCUCAAACUUGAUGAAGUGGAUGAAGAGUUCUUUGAUGAAAGCCCUGAAGAGGACGAGUCUCUGUUAGUGCCCCUCCCUGGAAGCGGGAAGAACUUGCCUGACCACAUAAUUACGGGGCUGGAAAACUCAGCAAUUGUCUUCACCCCCCAGUGUGAUCCAGAGGUGCCCGAUGUUGCUAUGGAGACCGAAAACAGCAUUGAAUCAGGGUUGAAUGGGGGCACAGGAACCCCCACUUCUUGGCGGUCUUCGGAUACCCCUGAUGACCAGUCCCUUUCCUUGUCACCCACUAGCUGUGCCACACCCUCGGACCCAGAUGUUGAUCUCACAUACACUAUUGGGGUGACAGAAAGCACGCCUUACGCCUGUCAGUUUUGUGAAAAGGCUUUCCCUCGCCUAAGCUAUCUCAAAAGGCACGAGCAAAUUCACAGUGAUCAGAUGCCGUUCAAAUGCGACUACUGCCAGCGGCUGUUCAAACACAAACGAAGCCGCGACCGUCACAUCAAACUCCACACGGGAGAUAAAAAGUACCGCUGUCCGCAUUGCGAGUCCGCCUUUUCACGGAGUGACCACCUCAAGAUCCAUAUGAAGACUCACGAUCAUGCCAAGCCUUUCCAGUGCACGGUCUGUAAUCGAGGUUACAACACUGCGGCGGCUCUGACUUCACAUAUGCAGAACCACAAAAAAGAUUCUACUCACACUUCCUCCAAUGCUCAGUUUCAACCACAGUCAUUUCGGUGUCUCCAGUGUUCGACAUUCUUCUCCAACGCUAAAGAUCUGCAGGCCCACGUCGAGACCCACCGCGAAGGGAGCGCCUCACCGAGCGAGAAGACGAGCCAGUGUGCCUUCUGCCAUGAAUUCUGCCCUAGUCCAGGGGCUCUCCGACUGCAUAUGGAACAAAGCCACCCCUCCGAAGCUCAAGGAAAAUGCCCAGUAUGUCGAGAUAUCUUUUCUUCAGUGCAGUCUUUGAUCCACCAUAAAAAGAAUCCGACUGUGAUAAUAGAAGUACAGCCUAACUUCCUCUGGAGACUGAAAAUGAGUCUAAACAAACAUAAGUUAGACAUCACAAGUUAUUAUCUAAUGAUGGUUCACACUGAUGCCGAAAUGGAGGAUAUUAGCAGUAGUGCUGAAAGUAAGAGAGAAUCUACUAAGUUCCUAUGCGGUUUCUGUGCAAAAGGUAGCUUUUCUACAUUAGAAGCUUUACAAUUACAUGUGCAAACAGAGCAUGCGCCAACAUCGGGGGAAGAUGUGGGGCAACUUCUUCUAAAUUCUCCAUCCUAUUUUAACCUUUCUUCAUUGGCGCUUACAUUACAGCAGCAUCAAGCGCGUAGCAACAACGGAAGUUUUAGCUGUGAAUAUUGUAAUAUGAAAUUUAAUAGUGUCCAUAGUCUUCAGAAACACACACUUACCAUUCAUAGUUUUACAGAUCUUUUUCCUAAAGUGCAAGAAAACCUUUACUGUCCGCAGUGCAAUAUGGGAUUUCCCAGUACUGUUUCCCUCACAGAACACACGAAAACGUUCCACGAGAAUAGAAAUGAAAGUCCGAAACAUAAUGUAACUGCAACGAAAGACGGUACCUUAAGUACCCUCAGCAACAGCAGUGGAUUUUGGGAUAAAACUUCAACUAAAGCUCAAUCAUAUUCGACAAAAGAAUCAACAGUCAACGGAGGUAUCCCAUCCUUCCCACACAGUGGGCCCUUACUUUGUAGUCAGUGUAAUGCUGCAUUCCCAGAUUUUGAGUCUUUUCGGACUCAUCUUAAGACGCACUUAGAAGCGGCAAUCCAGAAUUUUACUUGUAGUGAGUGCGAGGUUGAGUUUCCUACAGAACAGCAACUAGAUGCGCACGUAGUGACGCAUUUCUUAUCAACAUCAACAGAGUAUGGUUGCAGAUGUUGUCUCAAACUUUUCACCAAACCAGACGAACUCCAGAAACACUUGAUGGAUAUCCACGCUCAUCAUCUGUAUAGAUGUUCUCUCUGUAAGGAAAUAUUUGAUUCUAAAGUAAGCAUUCAGGUUCAUUUUGCUGUAAAGCACAGUAAUGAAUGUCGACUCUUCAAGUGCACGAGUUGUAAUGCAGUCUUUCGCUCUGAAAUGGAGUUCCAACUACACGUUAAAGUAAUGCAUUUGUACAAAAUUCACCCUUUUCGCUGCCUACUUUGUGAUCAGUGUUUCUCAACAGAAUUUCAACUUCAGUAUCAUUUGAACACUCACAAAAAGGAGUUCUCUUGUGCCUCGUGUAACGAAGCCUUCCAUGUCGAAUUCCUUUUGGAUAAGCACAUGCAGGCUUGUCACAAUCAAGAAGCCAAGGGUCCAUCAGCGAGCAACCAGUUAUCUAUGUCUGCCGACGGUGUACAGAAUCUUAGCCUUAAGCCAUUAAACGGUAGAAGUGAGACGCUAACACCCUCUCUAAAGUGUAAAAAAGAUUUUAGCUGCGAAAUAUGUGAUGGUAUUUUUUCAUCGGAGAGCCACCUGAACUCUCAUCGCCGGCAAGUUCACAACAUUCGAACGUCUGGUUCUCAGAAAUCCGGGCAGACAACAUUAAGUUUAUUUUGUGCUUACUGUAAUGAAUCUUAUAAAACUCGUUCGGAAUUGGAAAACCACAUGAAAACGCAUACUAUCAGCCCUUCCAAACACAAAUGUAAUAUUUGUGAUGAGCUUUGUCCCACUGCAGCAACACUGGCCGAACACAAGCUUAGCCACUGCAAAGUACUCACUGGUAGCAUUUGCGUGACGUGUAAGAAAACGGUGAAGAACGAAGAAGAGUUCUACAGCCACAUUCAGCAGCAUAGCGCUAUUGGUUUGCCAGUUCCGUGUGUUAUCUGUCAACAAACUCUAAUGUCAGACGUGGAAAUCCAAGUCCAUUCCAAGUUUCACCUGAAAAACUGUGAUCCUCUUUAUUCCUGUUGCGUCUGCACGAAGCAGUUUGAAGCCAAUAAUCUCAUCAUCACGGGGAAGCAAGACAAUGGUCAUACUUACAUGUGUAAAGAUUGUUUUCAUGCUAGAAGCGAAGACCUGCGAUGUCCAGAGUGUAAGGUGAAAUUUGAAACUGUGAGCGCAUUAGAAAAACACAAGUUGACCCAUAAGAAGACGUACCAGUGUAUUAAGUGUCAAAUGUCAUUUGAAAGCGAGGCAGAAAUUCAAGCUCAUGUUACUUCACACAUGAUACAAGAAGGGACCAGCCACGAGUGCAAGUUAUGCCACACUGUGUUCGAAUCUCCAGCCAAGCUCCAAUGUCACCUGAUUGAACAUACAUUUGAGGGUUGCAGUUGUUACACGUGUUACAUGUGUAGUGCAGUGUUUACAGCCCCGCACUUGAUCCAGCAACACAUGCUAGAACAUGGACUCAGUUCUCGACCCUAUGACUGCGCUCAUUGUCACCAGAGAUUCUUCUUUCGGGCUGAGCUAGAAAACCACUCGCACAUGCAUAAGGAGAAUAUUGACAGUGGUGAACAUUUAAACUGUCCAGACUGUAGUAAACUAUUCAACAACAUAGUUAAUCUUAAUAAUCAUCGAAAAAUCCAUGAACAAAAUAAUAAUACUCUAAAGUGUUCCAUGUGCCCAGAACUUUUUCAUAAUUCCGGCGACAUGCAACAGCACUAUUUUAGAUGUCAUGCAGACACAGAGCUUGGCAGUGGCAAAAAACUUUUUUCAUGCACCGAGUGCGAGCAGGUUUUCCCCUGUCUCAGCAACCUUCAGGGGCAUGUGAGGAUCCAUGCUCAGGGAACUAAAUACACUUGCCCAGAAUGUAAAAAGGAGUUUGCUCUUUCUCGAAACCUCAAUAUACACAUGCGGUCUCAUAGCGGUGAGAAACCUUAUGAAUGUCCCAUUUGUAAAAAACGUUUUGCUCGCAAAGAAAAUCGGAAGGCACAUCUUAAAUCUCACUCUGGCCUCAAACCUUUCAUGUGUCCGCAUUGUGGAAAAACAUUCUCUCGCAAAUGUCAUGUCAAGGAACACAUGCGCAUUCAUAUCACUUCUACUACUCAUCCAUGUGAAAAUUGCACGGAAACCUUUCGAUCGCUCAAACAGUUGAAGCGUCAUCUUGUGGAUAUCCACCAAAAGCACUACGAUCAUCUAUGUUCUCUUUGUGGAGAAGUUUUCAACCAAUCAAAAAGUCUGCAGAACCACAUGCAAAAGAACCACGAUGUGACAACUACAAGCUCAGAACAUGAUCUUCCAGAAGACUUAUCUGAAUCUUCUCCCGGUCAAAGUUCAGCAUCGGGUGACAUUAAAGACUUCGAAGAAAGCGAAACAAGUAGUUUGGUAGAAGAGGGAGAUACCAGAAGUUCUUCACUUCCUGCAAUACAGGAUAAUGUAACUUUGGCAACAAAAGUCGCGGCAUAAUUCUAAAGUAUUGAAAUAUUAUAGAGGGUGCUACCGGAUUAGACCUGCCUUAAAAGUGACCUUCAACAGAAAAUGCGGUAAUGAUUAUUGUUUUAAGUAACUUCUAAAAAGAAUUACUGAAGUAUUGUAAAUACUCAAAGGUUUGUAUUCUUGUUUAUACAAUAUUUUUUUUGUGCAAUUAUGUUUUGUACUGAAUUUCUAUAUUUUCGCAUAGCCUGUUAAAAAAAAGCGGGAGUAUUUCAGUAAUUCCUUUAUUUAUUAAUUAUCAAACAGGAAGUAAAUUCUUCCAGUGAUGUUUAUAUUGCUAAAAUGCAACAGUAUUGGUUGUUUUAUCUAUUUUUCUUUUGUGUGUAGUGAUCUCAAGGAUAAGUCAUCACUUGAUAUAAUAUUUCUAAUAUCAUAUUACAGUUAAUCAUGUUGACGGUUUACUUUAACUCAAAGGAGUAAAGGGAUGGAGACUUUUUUGUUUGGGUUAUGUUCCUUAGGAGUCGGAUGUCUCCUCUAUAUAAAGAGUUGUACGCUUUAUAGGUU